CUUUGUUUCCUUCUCAUCCAGCCAAAGUCCUUCCUGUUGUGCAGACUCAGCUUCUGAUCCUUGGGGGAAAUCCUGUUCUCGUGACAUUUCUUCACUUUAAUCAGCAGACUUCUAGGGGCUUGACUUGUGGCGCAGCAGAGGCCGAGUGGCUCAUUCUGGUCCCCCUGGCUUCCCACCUGACCUUCUGAUAAGCAUUUUGCUGUGUCUCUUCCUGUUGCUAGCAUGGAUUGUCCCAGAUGGCUGUCCGUCUUCCUCCUCCAUAGCCUGUUUGCCACCAUCCAGCUGUGUGAAAUCCCCAGUGGCAGGACUCAUCACAUCAAGUCUUUGAACAAGGGGCUACUGAAACUAACAGAGGAUGCGUCCAAAGAGCCAAACCCCAGCGUGUAUUUGGGCCUUCGUCUUUCUGAUUACCACAUUCAAGAGAGAGAAAACCAGUACCUCCAGCGACUGAAGGAUGUCUUCCAGCCCAGUUUCACCAGCAUUCCAACUCCAGCCAGUGGCCAGGAGCAGCCCAAUACGGGCCAGCUGGCCCUCUACCUCUUAGCACUGCGGGCUGCCUGCCAGAACAUGGAGACACCCUCGGAGAGGCAGCUAGUAACCCAGCUUAAGUUACACCUGCAUAAAGAAAAGGCAUCUAUAGUAGCUCAUGAGAAGAAUGGUCGGCCUCUCACUAACUACUACCAGUACGGAUUGGGGGUUUUGGCUUUGUGUGUCCACAACAAGAAGGUCGAUGUGCAUGUGAUCAAUAAGCUCUUGGCUGCAGAGAAGCAGGGCAGAUUUGAGCAUGGAAGCCAGCUGUUUGUGGACACAGAAGCGAUGGCCGGUUUAGCCUUUGUCUGCUUGGAAAGAGCCACCUUCUAUACACCUGAGCUAGUGGCAGAGCUCAGCCAGGCAGUCCAAAGAGUGAAGAAGAAGAUCCUCCAGGCUCAGACUCCCGAUGGGACUUUUGGGAACAUCUACAGCAGCCCCCUGGCAGUGCAGUUUCUCAUUGCGGCGGGGGUGAGGAACAAGGAGCCAGAGUGCCCCAACGGUAUGGCCGCCCUGCUUGGGAAGCUGGAGGAAGGCAUCUUCCAAAACCCCCUUGUCGGAUCCCAGUUGCUACCCGUCUUACAUGGCAAGAGCUAUGUGGACAUCGCCAGGAUGGAGUGCCACACUGAGGAAGACAAUUUGGUGCUGGGCACUUCUGCUCCAGAGCCUAGGGUGACCUACCAGGAUAAAAAGAUCACCAUCCACCUGACUGUGAAACGCCCACCACAUCGUCUGCCACUGUACAAUGAAGUCAUCCGAGUUCCUGCUGGCUCCUCCUUGCUAGAUGUUCUGAAAGCUGCUGAGAAGCGGAGUUCCAAGCCAUUCUCGUUUGAGACUCAGGAGACCCUCUCUGGCCCGAUGCUUACUUCAGUGAUGGGGGUGAAACCGAGACAAGGAGAACGCAAAUACUGGAAAAUUAUCCAAUUCCCACACACCACUGUGGAGCAGGGUAUUGCUGACUAUAUCCCACAAGAUGAAGAAUCCAUCAUCUUAAGAUUCACCCCUUGGUAGAGGGAGGCCUCGUUCUAAUGACAUCUUCUCAGCUGGCAGCCCCAGCCACAGGGAUGUGUGUUAUGCUGCCACUGAAGCGUAUUCUCUACAUCAUCUCUUGAGGUUCUAAGCUUUCUCUCGCUUGCACUAAACGCCGUUCACCUUGAACCCCAAAUGAUGUUUCUUCUGAUGCAACUUAAUUCUUAUGCAACGGAUUGCUCAGACCAUGCUUGGAGUGAAAUUUAACAAGCAGUGGAGAGAUGCAUCUGCACCCUGGCUUCACUCAUUGCCACUGGAGCUGAGUGCACAAUUCAACAGUGUAUUCCUAGAUCUCUCACAGGAUUAAAGAAGACGGUACCUCAUUUGGUGCUGCAGAGGAUCUGAGUAAGUGUUUCCUGAGCCUUUGCUGAUUUGUGGGCAGCCCUAAAGUAGUGCUUUCUGAAGAGACCUCGUGGGUUGCUUAGUGCCAAAUGUAUGGUUUUUUAAAAUCCUAUGCAAUGACUAUCAAAUCUCAAGACUGUCAAAAUAAGAGAGUGAGCUUUUAAAGAAUAGCAAUAAAUGUCUUUUUUCUCCCCUUCCCUCCUUCUGGCUUUUGCAUCCCUUUAAAGACUGCAAUCCUCAUCAGAAGAGGCAGCCUGCCUGGUGGUCAGGUGCUUUGGUUGCAGUGUUAUGCAGCAGCAAAGAUUUGUGUCAGGAUGGGGUAGAUGGCACCACCCCUUUUCCAUCUGAGGAGGAAGCUUAUGGGGUGAGACUUUCACAUGAAAAAAUUGGUGACCUCUCUAAAAAACUGGACCAUUUCUGGUCAUCCAGUCAGUAUGCGAGAAAACCAGAAGAGCAGCUGAGAAUUUGCUUGAAUAUUUAGUUAUCAACUGAAUUAUCUUUCUUUUGUCUGAUGGAAGUAUGUGCUUUUAAAAAUUCAGGGGUUUGGGGGGUAAGCAUAAAUAGUUAUGUGAAAAUACUUGUUUUCCAGUUAACUCAAAUAACUUGUUUGGAUUUUAAAAAAUAAUGGAUUCUUUGCUAAAAUCUUACCAUUGUAUGUAAUGCUGAACCAGGAUGUGUAGUGUGGAUCAAAAAUUCCCAUAAUGGAGCUGAGAAGGGGGCAUGUCUACAAACCUGAGGGAGGCCCCUGAUUGCUGAAAAAUUUGCAACUGAAAAUUUUAAAAAGACACGGUUUAUAUCUCCUCUCCCAAAAAAUUACAGCAGCAGUUUCUAUAACUUUAAGAAAGGAAUGCACACAAAGAUCUUCAAAGACUAUGUGCUGAGAUCUCAGUGGCCAUUGCAGAGGUUACUAGAUAACCACAAUACUGCCUAGCCUUCCACAUCUAGUCCUGAAAAGCAGUCCUGAGCACUCCCAUGCCAAGUGCCUGAUGGAGGGAUGGCUUGUCUGAGGGGCCGAGCCUGGCAGCAGCCACUACAUAACUCACUACCAAUGUUCUCUCUAAGCUGUGGAGUCUUGUGAGCAGGGAUUCUACUUUGUGAGCUACUGCAUAAAUUAGUUUGCUCUGGAGCCAUUUUUCAUGAGCUAAGUCAAAAAUGUGCAAGCCAGAGGCUAAAAACCCUUCAAGCUACCUCACACUAACUCAGCUUCGAGGGAACACUGCUCACCACUCUGCAACUUAUACAUCUUGCUUGGGCCCAGCAGCAGCUGUGUGAUUCAUGUAACUGGCCCAGCUGGGCCUGGUGGUGGCCACUUCAUCACUAAGAAAGGCAACUUGCUGCUGUACAACCUACAGAAUGAGACUAGGCCAACUGGCAGCAACAGAGACUCAUCUGGUGACUUGCUGCUGUGCAAGCUGUGUGACUUUGCCAGCCUGACAAUGGCCACUACACAGCUUACACAGGUGACUCGCUACUAGGAAUGAAUGCUUGGAUACAUCCAGUCUGAAUAUAUCCCCCAAAAUCUUAUCAGUAUUUUUUGGGUAUAUUUGGGAUUCAGAUGGAAGAAGAAGAAGAAGAUAUUGGAUUUAUAUCCCGCCCUCCACUCCGAAGAGUCUCAGAGCGGCUCACAAUCUUCUUUACCUUCCUCCUCCACAACAGACACCCUAUGAGGUGGGUGAGGCUGGAGGGGACUCUCACAGCAGCCGUCCUUUCAAGGACAACCUCUGCCAGAGCUAUGGCUGACCCAAGGCUAUGCUAGCAGGUGCAAGUAGAGGAGUGGGGAAUCACACCCAGUUCUCCCAGAUAAGAGUCUGCACACUUAACCACUACACCAAACUGGGAAUCUUGGCAAUACCUAUAUCCCAAUCCCAAAUGUUCCUGGGAAUAUUUGGGAAUAUGCAGGAAUAGAUGGGGCCAGCAUUUUAAAGCUCCAAAAUUGGGGAGGGGUGGGAUGGUACUUUUUGCAGGUUUCCUGGGCAAUAGGAAAGGGUAGGGGAGAGGCAACUGUCACAUGGAAAUGCAGUCAUAUGUCAAGAGGAGCUUGCCAGGUUGGCUCUGCUGGGAUUUUUUGGUUUGACAUUGGUUCUGUUGGAUUAGAAAUACUGUCUCUUUGCUUGUUCCAAUUAGUUUGCUUUUCCAUUGUGGGAUGGUCUGCCUGAGGAAGUCAGGAAGGCUCCCAUGCUCCUGGCUUUCUGUAAACUGUGCAAAUUGAAUUACUCGGGAGGGCUUUUGUACACUGACAAUGGGGUAGCACUGUACAAAAGGAAUCACAAAGAUACAUGGACAAAUUAUUAGAGACUGUACUGUGCAAAUUGCUGUAAUUUGGGCCCUGCAAAUUUUGCAUAAUUUACUGUGUCAUGUUAACAUGUUUAUGCUUCGCCUCAGUUUUGUUUUUUAGACUUUUGGUUCAUUCUGCAACCCAAAUCCUGUUUCAUUAUUUACUGACUGUGCCAUGCUGUUGAUUGUAUUGACUCACUCUGUAAUCUGCCUUGAGUUCCAAUGAGAAAGGUGGACUAUAAAUAAUGUAAAUAAAAUAAAUGAAUUAUCUGGUUCUGCUGGGA
Heteronotia binoei (common prickly gecko) is the source of this 4457-nucleotide messenger RNA. It is a transcript of the gene TCN2, whose product is annotated as transcobalamin 2. The record is from RefSeq and is a predicted model, not a curated record. Gene Ontology annotation, molecular function: cobalamin binding. Bases 223 to 1539 code for a protein of 438 amino acids. The transcript has 9 exons. NCBI's taxonomy places the organism in Eukaryota, Metazoa, Chordata, Lepidosauria, Squamata, Gekkonidae. Gene Ontology annotation, biological process: cobalamin transport.